AUGAUGUCAAUAAAUAAACCUAUGAAUAAUUAUUUUCGUGGUGUUAAAAAAGAGGAAAUUCAAAGGCAGACAAAUUUAUUAAUACAAACAAUGACUAUAGAAGAAUUAUAUUCGGAAAUAUUAUUCGAAAUAUUAAACAAUGUCGGGUGCGACGUGGAAUCCACGGAGGAACAAACGGAAAUAAUUAAUUACCUACAGCAAGCUUUUCAUUUGGAAGAUGACAAACAUAGUUUUCUGUUGCAAACGGCAAAGGAAAAAGAACCGCCAAAUAUUCUUUUGAACGUCGAAGUCAUCGAAGCAAAAGAUUUGAAACCGAAAGAUUGCAAUGGGUUGAGCGAUCCUUUUUGUACUCUUUAUUUAAAUUCAACUCCAACUCAUAGAUAUAAUACUUCGGUUAAAACAGAAACUCUUUGUCCAGUUUGGGAAGAACAUUUUUCUCUACCUGUUCAUAGUCCGGCAGAUGAUGUUUUACACGUGGAAGUUUGGGAUUUCGAUCCGGCGGAAACGAUAAGAGAAAAAAUGACGAAAAUAGGAGACGUCAAAGGAGUCAAAGGAUUUAGUAAAUUAAUAAAAGAAAUUGCCGUAACGGCUUCGACGGGAAAACACGAUAACGAAUUGGUCGGAACGACUAAUAUUCCUUUGAAGGUGAUUCCCGCUUCCGGUCAAACGUUUUGGUUGCAUUUAAAAAAAAAAUCAAAAACUAAAAAAAGAGGUGACGUCAAAUUGAAAUUAUCAUUCAGUUCGGAAAAAAAUUCACAGGUUUCGUUACAGGAAUACAGGCAUCUUUUGAAAUUAUUAUUAUUACACGAAUUGAAUAACACAAAGGUUGAUCCUUACGAAUGGAAUGGAAAUUUUUCAUCACUGGCCAAAGACAUAUUGACUCAGCACAUAGCUCAAAGUGGACUCACUACGUCGUCUGUACUUUUAGCACAAUGGAUCGAAUUUAUAUCCGUUCAUUCGGAUCAUCCUCUUAAUUUUAUAUUAUUUAAAAAUAUAUUAUUAAAAUUGACGACGACGAUACACGCGGGAAAUUUGCAAGACGACGAGCUUAAGCUUUUUUGGGAAGCGACGAAAAAAUUUCUUCCAUCUUGUAUUAAUUACAUAAGGAAAAUUCGUAAAUAUCCUGUUAAUAAUAAAACAAUAACUAACCAGGCGAAUACGGCCAUAAGUAUUUUAUCAAUAUUGAGUGAUUUAAACGUGCCAGAAGACGUGACACUUUUUUCUCGUUCCACGUACGGUUGGUUGAGAGAACCAGAAGAAAACGAAGAUGGUAAAUACGAAAUAAAACAAGUUGUCAAAGAAGCCAUAAUUCAAGGAGCAUCCGAUUGGUACAAUCAUUUAAUUAGUUCAAAUUCUGAAGAAAAGUCUUUAGAAGAUCAGUUACAACUUAUUAUUAGAGUCGUACAAUUUGUAAGAACAGACAUUCAAAGAGCUUUAGAAAGUUAUGAAAAAGUUUUUAAAGAAAACAUGCAGUUUUCUUAUGCCAGAAUUUUAUACGAAUUCUACGAAGAAAAGAUUUCAGAAAUGGCAGAAGACGUGGUCGUGGAAGCAUGCAAACUUCUUAAACCGAUUAAAUUUAAAGAAAUUCAUAACAGGUUGGAAAAUCGUUUCGAAGAAGGUGAUGAUAAUCCAAUGUUAAAAAUGGGAACGACCCUUUUCGAAUUGUAUUUGGGAUUGCAAAGAUUUGCCAUUUUGGGUACCGGUUUGUGUCCGACGGGUAGUUCAUUUAAAAUCAACGAAUUUCAUUUAUGGUUUCAUAGAGGAGUCGCUCAAUGGUUGGACAUAGCUUUAUAUAAGGCAAUGCAAAGAAUCGAAAAAGCAGCCGAAUUGGAUAAUUUAAAACCUGUUGAUUCAAGCGUUAAAUACAGUUCUUCUGCCGUCGACACUCUUGCCAUAUUUUAUCAGAUAAAAAUAUUUUGGAAACAAUUGGCUUGGCCGGAUGUGGAAGGAUCUUAUACUUUUAUAGCUAAAAUCAUAGAUGAUAUUUGCCGAUGUUGCAUAUUUUACGCGGAUAGAAUGACGCGUAAAGUCGAAGGGAUCGGACACACGAGUUCCAUUUACGAAGAUAAAUUUCAAGUGACUCACGAAUGGUGUUUGGCAAUAAAUAAUAUCGAUUACGUGAGAACGUCUAUACCGACAUUUUCAAAGGAUUUAGGUUUGGAUGACAUCAUAUCCGCUUUGGCGGAUUUUCAAAGUCCUUCGGCUGCCGAUCACUGUAAGCAAACGCUCACGAUAAUUGUCGAAAAUGCAAUGGAAACGGUCGGAAAUAAAAUAUUAGAAUUGCAAGACACGGUCGUAUCGAAAAUGUCGCCAUCUAUAAAUAGAUUUUUAAUGGAAGGUGCCGAAUUAUUACACAGGGAAUCGAAUAGCGUCGAAAGGUUGAUGCAAUAUUUGGACGAAAAUUUAAUCAUGUUGAAUAAUCAAUUGAACGAAGAUAAUUUUCAAGGGAUUUUAAACGUUAUUUGGAACACUGUUGCAUUACUAUUAAAUCAACUCGUGAAAAAUAGUUUAGAAAAAAGAAGACCCCCGAGUUUUUUUUCAAAUCUUUAUUUAACACUUCAAAUAUUGAAAAAUUUUUUUAAAAAAACGGAAGAUUCGAAAUCGAAUACGAAACUCGCGUCCAUAGAACACAAUUUGAGACUACACGGAUUGGAAACGUGGGAAUUGAUACAUCAAUUUCAUUUGGAAAGGUUUAAGGAACAGGAAGAAAUGGAAAAUGCAAAUUUAGGUUACGUCACCGUAAGAGGUCAAUUCGUUGAUAAUUUAUUAAAAAUUGAAAUUAUGAAUGCGAGAAAUCUUCAUCCGAAAGAUUCAAACGGUUCUUGCGAUCCUUACGUUAAAAUUAAUUUAAUACCGGAAGAAAAAUUUUCAUCCGUAACGAAACCUCGAACUAAAACACAUAAGAAAACAACAUUUCCAUUGUUUGAUGAAGUUUUUUCAAUGCAAUUGACGUCGGAUCAAAAAAAUAUAGAAAAUUCGCUAAUACAUUUUAUAAUAAAAGAUCAAGAUUUUCUCGGUAACGAAUUUUUAGGGGAGGCUUACAUGGAUUUGAAAAACAUUCCGACAACGGAUUCCUCCGUGAGCAUUCAUUCACUUUCUCAAAUACAUUUAAAACUGAGUCGUCCGACGAAUUUCAAUUCUGAAGCUUUUAAAGCUUUAGAACAUCGCAUAGGUGAUAAAUUAGCGAGAGAAUUUUUAAAAAAACAAAGAACAAAAAUUUCUCCUUGA
This is a messenger RNA of Pediculus humanus corporis (human body louse), 3228 nucleotides long. RefSeq lists its product as uncharacterized. Bases 1 to 3228 code for a protein of 1075 amino acids. Lineage: Eukaryota; Metazoa; Arthropoda; Insecta; Psocodea; Pediculidae. The transcript has 18 exons. The record is from RefSeq and is a predicted model, not a curated record.